Pipra filicauda (Wire-tailed manakin) is the source of this 1011-nucleotide messenger RNA. RefSeq lists its product as uncharacterized. Lineage: Eukaryota; Metazoa; Chordata; Aves; Passeriformes; Pipridae. The record is from RefSeq and is a predicted model, not a curated record. Bases 1 to 918 code for a protein of 305 amino acids. The transcript is spliced from 4 exons.
AUGAAGCAGUUCAAAGUGGUGCAGCUGCACAGCACGGGGACCGUUCUUGCCAGCAGCGUGUCCCUCCAGCAGCCGGGCUGUGCUGUGCCCGCAGCUCGGCGGGACUGGCUCUGUCCAACACCACCUCGGUCACCUCCCAGGAGCAGUUCAUUCCUUGAGCUGGGGGAAGAUGAGAAAUGUUCCCUCCAGGCGCACAUGGCCAGGAGCCGCGAAUGUUCAGUUAUGUGUGCGAUAACCGCGCUCGUACGGAGCCCUUGUGCUGGUGCCGGGUGGCGGGGCCGGGCGGGCACGGCCAGCGCCGCUUCCCCCGCGGGGCCGCCCCGGGGCAGCGGGACCCGGCGCGUCCGGACGGGCUGGGCGCGGGCUGAGUCCGGGGAUCCCCGGAGAUCCCCGGGGCCGGGCGGGGUUCGCGCAGCCGGAGGGGCCCCGGCGGGGCCGCUCCUGCAGCUCCCGGCGGGCCCGGGGUCUCUGGCCGAGGUCACGGCCCCGCUGUGCCCGGCCCGGUCCUGCUGCGGGGCCGUCUCCCUUGGGCCCUCCCGCCGCGAUUUCUCCCUUCAAUCGCCGCCUUUUUACCCUCCCCCGCUUCCCCCAGUCAACUUUUGUAGGAAUUCCUCCUGUGAAGCGGUCGAGCUAAAGCUUCUACCCACUCCCUGCGCAGCCACAAGCACUUGGCGAGCACUUUGUCAGCAGCAGGAACAAGUGAAGUGUACAAGCAGCAGGAACAAGAACAGUGCCCCACAGAAACAGGUGCCUGGAAAUGAAGUUCUUCUAAGAGGGCCAGCAGCCCGUGGAGGUGUAAUGCAAAAGAACGGCUGCUACAAAGUCACUUUUGGUACUGAGCGUGUUUACUCAGCAUCUGCACGAGAAAGUGACAUGUCAUUGUGGAGCAAAUGGAACAUCUUGUGGUAUUUUGUGUAACUUUAAACCUUGUGCCAUGAAUUACGUGGAUAUGUCAUCUUCCAGUCGAAGUUUCUAACUGCAAAUAAAGGCCUUAAAGUGUGAACCUUAAAA